AUGAUAUCAUCACUUCUCUUUUCUUACGGAAUUUCUGCAAUUUCGUAUAAAGCAGUCAAUGCUUCGUGCAAUAUAGCUGAUGGUAAUCCAACAUUUGCUGAAGGAAUCGAUCCAAAUGCCGCUGCAUGGGCAUAUUGGGAAGAUUCUCUCAACGAAACAGGCUGGUAUAAGCUUCACAUCAAAGGAAAUAGCAAAUACACCGAUUCUGAAAUUAUGAAAUGCGCUGGUUACCUUGAAGGAUACGUUUCCCAUGAUAGAAUUAACAACCACUUCAAUUUAAUCUUCGAUAUUCAGGAAUGGACACGCAACAGAAAAUAUCCAGACAAAAUCUACCAAUAUUUAAGCAGUAAUCUUAGGUACGUUCGUCAAUCAAUCGAAGCUUACUCCGCAACUUCUAAAUUCUGGCAAGAAAUCGCUUUCAUCAUGAACCAGUUCGAUGGCCUUGUCGCCGGCUACCAAGCUAUCGACGGAGAUGCUACAAUGAACGAAUUAGAUCUUUGGUUCCUACAAUCCGAAGGUGAUAUGUUUGAUAUCUCCGAAAUGUAUCCAGAUGUCAAGCAACCAAAGGAAAAGACAUAUCCAGGCGAGCACUGCACAGGCUUAGUCCGUCUUCUUCCAGAUUAUUCCGAUAUCUUCUUUUCACAUGACUCAUGGAGUGAUUUCCGUGAACUCCAUGGCGAGCUUAAGGAAUACGAUCUCCCAAUCAAGGCCUUCAAAGCCAAAAAGAUCUCAUUAUCCACACGUAUCGGAAAACUUUCUUCCUACGAUGAUUUCUACAUCAACGACCAAGGUCUUUUCGUCCUUGAGACCACAAUGACAAACUUCAACGACGAACUCUACGAACAGAGCAAGCCACAAUCCUUAUUUACCUGGAUGCGCGCUGUCCAUGCCACAUGGUGCUCUGAUUCCGGCAAGGAGUGGACAGACAACUUCGGCCAGCACAACUCCGGCACAUACAACAACCAGUAUCUCAUUGUCGAUUCGAAGAAAUUCAAACGCGGCGAGAAACCAACUACAGACCUUCUCUGGAUCAUCGAGCAGAUGCCAGGCACCUUCGAGAAAGCAGAUAUUACGGGCGAUCUCCUUCGAGACGGCUACUUCCCCUCAAUCAACACUCCUUAUUUCGACCGCCUGUUCGAGUUAGCCGGCUAUCCAGCCAAGAUUGCAUCAUGGGGUGAUGACGGCAACUACUGGGACUACAAGACGUCCUCCCGAUACAUUAUCAUGGCCCGUGAAGCCCCAUUCAUCAAAGAUUUCGAACAGUUCAAGUCAUUCAUGCGUUAUUCCAACUGGAAGAGGGAUCCAUAUGCCCACGGCGAUGCCGGCCAGAUGAUCAUUGCAAGAUACGACCUUCGUGACCUUCCAAAUCCACAUUUCGUAAAGAGAAUGUUCGGUGGAUUGGACACAAAGGCACUUAGACUUACAGAGGCGACAACAUCAAUGAUGUUCCACGCACUCGCAUCCCCAGAAUGCCUCCACAACCCUGUUUUCAACUUCAACGACUGGGAUGUUAAACACGACGGUUUGCCAGAUAAGUGGAACCACACAUGGCAGGUUUUCCAGUCUAUCGACGGCGACAAGUGCAUGGUACACGGCAGCAACAAGACAAGCUGCUUCCAGCAGGAGGGAUGCGGGUUCUGCAUGUCAUCCCAGAUGUGCUACAGCGGAUACAAGGACAGCCCGUACGUCAUGGAGUGCGACGCCGGUUGGGAGGUUCCUCAGCCUCCACAGCCUUGGGCUAAGCCAACAAUCAUUGCAGUCACAGUUAUCGUUGUAAUUUUCGUUUUGUCAGUUUACGCAAUACACUUCAUGAAUAAUAAGAAGAACUGA
Molecule: messenger RNA, 1830 nt
Organism: Trichomonas vaginalis G3
Lineage: Eukaryota; Parabasalia; Trichomonadida; Trichomonadidae
Product: phosphatidylinositol catabolic process
Exons: 1
Coding region: 1-1830 (609 amino acids)
Biological process (GO): phospholipid catabolic process
Cellular component (GO): extracellular region
Molecular function (GO): glycerophospholipase activity
Source: RefSeq, a predicted model, not a curated record